CCUUAGCUGCGACGUGUGGUUCAACAUGGCUGCGCCUGUAGCACAGACCUAAACUGAUAUUUAAGAUGCAUGUCACUCUGCAAGUGUAAUGAAUCUAGGUAUAUAACAAGGACACACAGCUAAGCAAGGAAGAUAAAGAUGUCAGAGACAACCAACGCCCUGAAGGAUGUGGACCAGUUGCCUUCUAAACCUACGGUCCUGGAAUUACUCCUGAAAAAGUUUGAACAGCUUUCGGAUGCAGAAAAGAACUUCUUCACAUACGGCCCCCUGUAUCUGGGAUUCAACGGGGCGUUUUCUGGGCUGAUCGCCAACAGUUUAUUUCGGAGGGUGCUCAGCGUCACUCACGGCAGGUACACAUCCAGCCUGCCGAUGGCUGUUCUGCCUUUCCUGACAACGGUGGCGGCGUACCACGGGGCGAUAUCCGAGCCUCUGCUGUCGGGUGAACUGAACUGUCAGUCCUGCGCGCAGGUAAGAGGCGUGCUGGUUGGUGCCGUCGUUGGUGGCUUGUACCCCAUCCUUCUGGCCUUACCUAUGAACAUUGGCCUUGCAGCAAGGUACAACACAGCACCCAUGCCAGAGAAGGGGAAACUGCUGCCGUUCUUGGCCAGUGCUACCAAACCCGUCCUGAGGAAAAUGACCUUUGUUUUGGGACUGCAGGCCUUUUUUGCCUUUUACUUGAGCUCAAGGCACUAUGGGAUCUACCUUAAAAUGCUUAAGAUGCCUCCUGUGGACAGUGAAGAUUAA
Messenger RNA from Megalops cyprinoides (Indo-Pacific tarpon), 744 nucleotides. RefSeq names its product transmembrane protein 126A-like. The record is from RefSeq and is a predicted model, not a curated record. The transcript is spliced from 5 exons. Gene Ontology annotation, cellular component: mitochondrion. Lineage: Eukaryota; Metazoa; Chordata; Actinopteri; Elopiformes; Megalopidae. Gene Ontology annotation, biological process: mitochondrial respiratory chain complex I assembly. Bases 139 to 744 code for a protein of 201 amino acids.